AAUCCCUAGUGGGGCGAAUCUCUUCAACUACACCUCAAACCUGUCCCUCAAGCAAUGUCAAAUUGCCGCCUCUCGACAAGAGUUUCCCUGCGAUGGCCGCCCGAGGCGGCUUUCGAGAACACAGACACCCUCGUCAUGUCGGUGGGAAACUGGUACGUUGACCUCCGAGUUGACCGCGCCACCGGCACGAUCGACUGGGCGAUAGCGGGGGAGCGGCUGCAAGACCAAGGUUCAAGUACGCGAUCUCCUCAAGCCUCCAGUCAGAUACAGUAGGCUGACACAGUAUGGCAGAUGAGGUUCUCUUCACCCACGAGCUCGACUCGCGAAACGCAUUCGGUGUGGCUGAUUGCGGUACCUUCUCACCCCUUCCAAACGGGGACGAUUUAGAGGUGGGCGUUAUGCCCCGGCCUGAUAUCCCUGGUGCGCCAACUAGGGAGUAUGAGGAGGUAUGGAGAGAGCUAUCUUUCCGUCAAGUAGAGGGACACUCGAGGUUGUUGGCAUUCGUUCUCGAAAGUGAGAUAGGCUCAAUGCAGCUGCAGGAGGGCGAGGAAAGAGAAGUAACCCGAACAUUUAUCGGUGCAAUUGGCGGGACCUAUAUCGCGCUUCGUCAGAGUCAAAUUCUUGUUCGACCUGCUGGGGAGACGAAGCCUGUAGUAAAGAGUGGUGGGGAGGUUAGUGCGAGGAGCGAGGAGUUUGUAUGGGGAAGGGGAUUUGAGAUCAAGUCUUUGUUGGGACCAGAGGGAGGAGAAUUGCCCUCUCGGAGCGACAUAGAACUCUCCUUGGACGCUUCUUCGGAGAGGCUGAUGGUUCGUGGACAGGAGUAUGCGGUGCGCUCGUUUGAGAAAUUGGAAAUGCCGACGGAUCAGUCCAUCAAUGGCCCCAGAGCCUAGCAUAGAAAUUCCAGGGCCUAGGGGCAUCUUCGAUGCCUCAACUGUUUAUUCAUUCCUCAAUGUCGUUGAGACGGCCCAGUUUGUGUUGGCAAAAACUAUUAAUGCAAAAAGCUGUCUAUGAGCUAGGAAUUCCCUCUACAUUUUGCAAUGUUAGAACAUAUAUAUUCGAAGAGUUCACAUGUAAGAAUCUUGCAACAUUCAGCGCAACACAACGAUAUAUCU
Aspergillus versicolor CBS 583.65 is the source of this 1112-nucleotide messenger RNA. RefSeq lists its product as uncharacterized. Bases 285 to 890 code for a protein of 201 amino acids. NCBI's taxonomy places the organism in Eukaryota, Fungi, Ascomycota, Eurotiomycetes, Eurotiales, Aspergillaceae. The record is from RefSeq and is a predicted model, not a curated record. The transcript has a single exon.